This is a messenger RNA of Maniola jurtina (meadow brown), 1032 nucleotides long. RefSeq names its product D-aminoacyl-tRNA deacylase (gene Dtd). The transcript has 5 exons. Gene Ontology annotation, molecular function: D-tyrosyl-tRNA(Tyr) deacylase activity. Lineage: Eukaryota; Metazoa; Arthropoda; Insecta; Lepidoptera; Nymphalidae. Bases 92 to 622 code for a protein of 176 amino acids. Gene Ontology annotation, cellular component: cytoplasm. Gene Ontology annotation, biological process: tRNA metabolic process. The record is from RefSeq and is a predicted model, not a curated record.
ACUGUGCAAAAAAGUGUAUAUAAUUAAUUUAUUGUAAACAUUCACGCUUUUUCUAACUCUAUUUAAAUCAUAGCGCAAAAUAAUUUUUAUAAUGAAAGCAAUAAUACAAAGAGUCAUGAAUGCUAAAGUUAGUGUGAAUGGAGAAAUUGUAAGCAGUAUUGGCCAGGGAGCAUUAGUAUUUAUUGGUAUAUGUAGCACCGACAAUGCUAAAGAUAUGGAAUAUAUGGUUAGAAAAAUUUUAAGCAUAAGAAUAUUUGAUGAUGAAAAUGAAAAGAAAUGGAAGAAAAGUCUUGUUGACAAUGACUUUGAAGUCCUGUGUGUUAGUCAGUUCACACUAUACAACACAUGGAAGGGUCUCAAACCGGAUUUCCAUCUUGCAAUGCCAUCAGAACAUUCAAAGGAAUUUUAUGAAAACUUUAUUGAAAUGUUAAAAAGUAAAUACAAACCAGAUAAAGUUAAAGAUGGCAUUUUCGGCGCAUACAUGCAAGUAUCCUUGCAAAACGAUGGACCAGUCACGCUAGAAAUCGAGUCGCCUGCACAACCUGAAAAAACUUCAAAGAAAACCAAAUCUGCUCAUGUAAAUAAAACCACUGAAGACACAGGAGAUCUUGCAGAGAGAUAAUAUUAAACUCAUUAUCAUAACCAUCGGGCCUUCGCUCUCCUCCUGAACUCAGCAGGAUGAGAAGGGUUUGACAGACUCAGGCAUGCAGGUUGCCUCACGAUGUAUACCUGCACUAUUAACCCGAGUGACAUUCAAUGGCUUAAAACGCAGAUAACUGAAAAGUUAUAGAUGCGAACCUGGGAUCGAACCCUGGACCCUCCGAGUCUUAAUCACAGUAUGCGACAGGUCGAGAUAGCAAUCGAGGUAUGAGGCGCUAUCCCGCACCCGGUUUGCGCGGGGACUGUGCGGGGCGGGGCCACUCUGAUUGCCAUGUCGACCUGUCGCGAACAAGACCUAACUUAAGUAAGUUUUAUUCAAAUGUUUUAUAUUCUCAUGUGCAUUGCUUUUAUGAGAAUAAACUCCUUAAUUUG